Messenger RNA from Amaranthus tricolor (Joseph's coat), 1110 nucleotides. RefSeq lists its product as uncharacterized. Gene Ontology annotation, biological process: nuclear DNA replication. The coding region runs from base 478 to 894 and encodes 138 amino acids. Lineage: Eukaryota; Viridiplantae; Streptophyta; Magnoliopsida; Caryophyllales; Amaranthaceae. The transcript is spliced from 7 exons. The record is from RefSeq and is a predicted model, not a curated record. Gene Ontology annotation, cellular component: nucleus.
AAAUCGAUUAAGUGAAAAUCCCCUUCCCUCUCAAAUCAGCCCUCCCAUUCCCUCUCAAACAAAGUGAAAAUCUAUUUUCCUCACAAACCCACGCACGGUUGGUAAAACCGCAUUCCUUCUGCACACCGGAGCUUCUGCCGCCUUCUGCACACCGGAGCUUCUGUCACCUUCUGCACACCAGAACUCUUGCCGCCACACCGUUGCGAUCAAACCCACGGGCUUUUCACGGGCCCGUCGUCAUCGUUAAGGUCUUUGAAGAUAACGUUUUAAUCUGGGCCUUAUUAGAGUAUAAGGAUUAUGAAUGGAAGGUGUUGGUAGUGGAUGGUGGUGGGAGUAUCAGUUUUCACUUCACAGUUUGUUGUAAUUUUCACUGCUCAUGAUGAUGUGGGGAAAGUUAAGCGCAAGUGCAAUGCAUAUAUUUCUUGAUCUACAAGAGGUUUAAGAUCCUUGUUGAAGGAGCACGAUAUUAGUUUUUCUAUGCCAUUAUGUUCUGAAGUGGAGCAGAUUAGUAGAGAGGAUUUGGUUGAGCUCUCUGAGAUUGAGAAGCAUAAUUUAGGACAGGCUAAACGUUUUAGUUCGACGCCUGAUGUGGAAAACAGUCCAAAGUCUUUGUUAGCCUUCAAUGGUAAUUAUAGUGUUCAUGGCGUAUAUGAUUUUCUGCUAAAUUACAGAUCAUUGUUGACUACAUUGAGCAGUAUGGAUGUACCUAUGCUGUGUGCUCCCAUACCUUUCCUUAAUGCUGCAAUUUCUUCCCCACAGUUUUCCCCUAGGGCUCCUUCAACUUAUUCUCAGGAGAGCAUUGAUCAAGUUCGAGAUUUAUGGAUUUCUUACGUUGUCAAACAUACGCAACAAAAAUUGGAGAAGGAAGCAGAAGAUUUGGAUGGUGUGUUAUAAGAUCAUAUCGAUGGAAAUUAUUAAAGAUUAGAAUUCAUAAAGAAUUUUGAUGACAUUUGACUUUUGGAAUAAGAUAAUUGUAUAGUUGAAUUCUAAUCUAAUUAUAUGAUGAAAUGGUUUAUAAUUUUUGAUGUUGGUAUAGCAUGUAUGAACGCGUAUAUUUAAUGGUAUAUAUGGAUUAGUACAAAUUAUAUCGUAUUGGUAUUUUUAUUUAUU